AUGAAGGUUGAGUUUGCUCCUCUCUCCACACCACUGCCCAGAAGGCUUCAGACAGCAGCAGUGGCCCAAUGGGUCUUCAGCUUCAUAGCUCUAGCACAAUGCUGCACAGUUGCCUUCAUUGCCCUCUUCUUCACCCGAUUCUGGCUGCUCAGUGUCCUCUAUGCCACGUGGUGGCUCCUCGACUGGGAAAAACCCAGGAAAGGUGGGAGGAGGAUCCAUGCCCUCCGGAAAAGCAUCGUCUGGAGGUACAUGAGGGACUAUUUCCCCAUCACACUGGUGAAGACAGCAGAGCUGGACCCUAAGAAGAACUACCUGAUGGGAUUUCAUCCCCACGGGGUCCUGGCAACAGGAGCCUUUCUCAAUUUCUGCACAGAAGCAUCAGGAUUUUCCACACUCUUCCCAGGAUUCACCCCACACGUGAUGAUGCUCUCCCUCUGGUUUCGCAUCCCUUUCCUCAGGGAUUAUGUGAUGAGUGGAGGGCUUGUUCCAUCCGACAAGGAGAGUGCAUCCUACGUGCUGAGGAAGCCAGAGGGUGGAAACCUGCUGACCAUCAUUGUUGGUGGGGCACAGGAGGCCUUGGAAGCCCGGCCAGGAUCCUACACCUUGGUUCUUAAGAACAGAAAGGGAUUUAUUCGCCUGUCCAUCGAACACGGCACCCCACUGGUUCCCAUCUUUUCCUUUGGGGAGAAUGAUCUCUUUGAGCAGGUGAGCAACCCCAAAGGCUCCUGGUUACGACGGAUCCAGCAUCGGCUCCAGCAGCUCAUGGGCAUCUCCCUUCCCCUUUUCCAUGGAAGAGGCAUCUUCCAGUACAGCUUUGGGCUCAUCCCAUACCGACGACCCAUCUUCACUGUGGUUGGGAAGCCAAUUCCAGUGCAGAAGAAGUCCAGACCCUCCACUGAAGAAGUUGAUCGAGUCCAUCAGAAAUACCUCAAUGAACUGAGCAAGCUUUUUGAGGAGCACAAAGGGAAAUACAACAUCCCAGAAGACAGACACCUGGAAUUUAUCUAG
Messenger RNA from Calypte anna (Anna's hummingbird), 1008 nucleotides. RefSeq names its product monoacylglycerol O-acyltransferase 2 (gene MOGAT2). The transcript is spliced from 6 exons. The record is from RefSeq and is a predicted model, not a curated record. Gene Ontology annotation, biological process: diacylglycerol biosynthetic process; triglyceride biosynthetic process. Gene Ontology annotation, molecular function: 2-acylglycerol O-acyltransferase activity; diacylglycerol O-acyltransferase activity. Gene Ontology annotation, cellular component: endoplasmic reticulum membrane. Lineage: Eukaryota; Metazoa; Chordata; Aves; Apodiformes; Trochilidae. Bases 1 to 1008 code for a protein of 335 amino acids.